Molecule: messenger RNA, 22325 nt
Organism: Xyrichtys novacula (pearly razorfish)
Lineage: Eukaryota; Metazoa; Chordata; Actinopteri; Labriformes; Labridae
Source: the annotation of a GenBank genome assembly
AUGACUCCAGUCUUCAUCCUCCUCCUCCUCCUCGUCUCUCUGAGCGCCGCCCCGUCUGUAAGUCUGACUCUUUUAACUCUAUUUCAAACAUCACCGAUCAUCAUAUUUGUCCAAAUGUUGCUCACAGAUUCUGCAUUUUUUUUAGUGGGUUUUUUAGAGAUUAAAUACAAUUAAAAAGGGGAAACUCUACAAUCUCACUUACUCUUCAAUUCUGAAUAAAAAUAUCUGCAUCAUUCUGGAGAGAGGCAGAAAAUUCUGUGAGGUUAGAGUGAAAUAAUAUUUAAUACGCUGGUAUGUGUCUAUCUGCAGCGGGCGAAUGAUGAACUCAGUGUUGCACUCAAAGAGGAAGUCAAUGACAAACCUGAACUCAAUGAAGUACUGGAAAACCAACUCGGUGAUGAGGUAAAAGAAGAAGUCGGUGGUGAGGUUCAAGAAGAAUUCAAAGAUGAGGUCGAUAACCAGCUCGAUGACAAACUUGGUGAUGAGGUUCAAGAUGAGGUUAAAGAAGAACUUGAUAACCAACUCGGAGAUGAAGUUAAAGAAGAACUCGGAGAUGAGGUUCAAGAAGAACUCGGUGAUGAGGUUAAAGAAGAACUCGGUGAUGAAGUUCAAGAAGAACUCGGUGAUGAGGUUCAAGAAGAACUCGGUGAUGAGGUUCAAGAAGAACUCGGUGAUGAGGUUAAAGAAGAACUUGAUAACCAACUCGGAGAUGAAGUUAAAGAAGAACUCGGUGAUGAAGUUAAAGAAGAACUCGGUGAUGAGGUAAAAGAAGAAGUCGGUGGUGAGGUUCAAGAAGAACUCGGUGGUGAGGUUCAAGAAGAACUCAAAGAUGAGGUCGAUGACCAGCUCGAUGACAAACUUGGUGAUGAAGUUCAAGAUGAGGUUAAAGAAGAACUUGAUAACCAACUCGGAGAUGAAGUUCAAGAAGAACUCGGUGGUGAGGUUCAAGAAGAACUCAGUGAUGAGGUUCAGGAAGAACUCAAAGAUGAGGUCGAUAACCAGUUCGAUGACAAACUUGGUGAUGAAGUUCAAGAAGAACUUGAUAACCAACUCGGAGAUGAAGUUAAAGAAGAACUCGGUGGUGAGGUUCAAGAAGAACUCGGUGGUGAGGUUCAAGAAGAACUUGGUGAUGAGGUUCAAGAAGAGCUCAAAGAUGAGGUCGAUAACCAGUUCGAUGACAAACUCGACGAUGAGUUUCUGGGUGAAUUCGAUAACCAACUGGAGGGGGAAUUCGUUGAUGACCUCCUGGGAGGUGAGUGUUUCUGUGGAAACCUCCUCGUGUUUUUCAAUGAAAGUUUUUCUAAUCAGUAAAUCAGCUGGUUCUGGUUCCUGAGACCCGGUUUCCUCUGUUUGCUUCUCCAGAUGUCUCUGAAGUCAUUGAAAACGUAAACACCGGCAGUAAGUCAGCUUUAGAUCUCUUCGACUUUAAACACCAGCACGUAUAAAACUAGACGCCCUUGUUUGAAAAAUGUCACGUUGUUGUUUUUCGUUCUUCUUCUGCAGAUCCCAAACUGGUUCACGGAGACAUUUUGCCCAAUUUGAGGAGGAAUGCGGUCCCCUGUACGGCGUACGGCUGCAUGUGGCCCAAAACUGGAAGAACCGUCUACAUACCCAUCGUUAUCUCGUCCUCGUACAGUAAGUCUGAGUGACCUUUGACCCCUGAGAGUCUGACCUCGUGCACAAACUCGUCAUAUCCUCUGCUGAUACAUAUGUGUAGAAUAAAAACGGGAUUAUCUGAAGUUAAGAUAAAGAAAGUGUUCUGGUUCUGAUGGUUCUGAUACGGGUCAGUUAAUGAUCUCUUCAUCACACGUGCUCACCUGUAUCAGAUACCUGUCUGACUCACACUCUUCUUAAAGCAACAGCGUCUGUGCAGAAUGAGGUCAAACACACAUGAGACCGAAAACUCAUAAUGAGCAUUAAUAUAACAAUAAUAUAAUCCAGGACCUGAACAUUUAUUCUCAAUUUGAUAUUUACAAACCAUUUUUUAAUCUAUUUAAACUUUUCUUUAACUUCACACAAAUGUAUUCAAACUUUAUCCUCACAUAUAAACUUGAAUCAAGAGUAUUUAAUGAACUUUAAAUGAUGAUUCUUCAUUUAUUCCAAAAAUUCAACUUUCACUUCUUUUCUUAAACCUUCUUCUGAUAAGAGAUUUAGACUUUUCCUCUUUAAGGAGCCAAACCAGGAGUUAAAAAGGUGUAAAGCAGGUCUUAUCCACUAGAUGUCACUCUUAGGCUUAAUUCAUGCCGAUGUAGAAACUUACAUUACAAAUAAUAAAGUUUUGAUUCUACACAUUCACAUUUUCACCAACAUAGUCGAACUCUGGAGUAGGAUACACAGACCUGACAAAUAUAAACUGAGAUUUUAAUUGUUUAAAUUUUAUUCCUUAUAAAAAAAAAAACUAAAAACAAAUUUUUAAAGAAAUAUUUUCCCAAGUUUUGACUGAUCCUUUUCCAACAUUAAACCUCUUUAUUUCUUUUGAGACUAGGCUGUUUAAUAGGGCUGGAAAUGUGGGAAAGAACAAGAAGCUUUUGACCAACUUUGAGCAGUUUUAGAUUAAAUUAAUGUCUUUAUUCCUUAGUAUUAAACUUAAAUUAAUGUUCAAAUAUAAUCAAACUGUCGGUCACCUUAUCCUGACUUUAACUACAAAAGUCUGAGAGCUAAUAAAACUUCAUUGAUUAAUUUUGGACUUUGAUUCCUGAUAUUCUGAUUUUUUACAACUUUCAUCCCAAAUGUAGAAUUCAAGUAAACACAAACUUUGCAGAGACGAGCUAAAAAGAGGCGACAACACGGUAAUAACCUGAUACAGCAAAAUCAAGAAGAGCAGGUCAAAGUGUUGAAUCAUCGAACGGUUCCAAACUUUCAUUUCCUACAUUUAAAUCUGAAUAAUUAUUCUCAGUUAUGAAGAAUUACAUUUGAGCUUUAAUUUACGAUAUUCAACUUUAUUCUCGUUUCUGCUCGACUUCCUUUUUGUGUGAUUUGAAUUUAAUGAAUUAAAGGGAAACGACAGACACAGUUUCACAUCAGGAUUAAAAGGCGAGGGUCUGAAGUGAGAGAGAAGGAUCAGGAGAGCUGAAAAUCUGAGCGGCUGUUCGACUUUUAGGGUGAAAACUUCUGUUUCUUUUUCUGUGCAGCAACUCAGGAACGAAACGCCAUCAUUCAAGGGAUAGUGAGCUUCCACAAAAGCACCUGCAUCCGCUUUUUCUGGAGACGCCCUUCAGACCGGGAUUACCUCUUCUUCUUCUCUGGAAACGGGUAGGAACACAAACACACACAAAAAAACACACACUUUUUGUUUGUGCAUGAUGUGUUUAAAGUGUGAUGAUAACAGACCACCUGUGUGUGUUUCAGGUGUUACUCUUACCUGGGCCGUCAGGGCGGGGCUCAGAGGAUCUCCCUGAGGAGAGUCGGUUGUUUGUCUCUGAGCACCGUGCAGCACGAGAUCCUCCACGCUCUGGGUUUCCACCACGAACAAGUCCGCUCAGACAGAGACAGUUUCGUCCAAAUCCUGGCCCACAACAUUCAGCCAGGUAUCCUCCAAAAACCCCAAACCGCUUUGUUUCUCAGCUCUGUUCAUGGUUUCGAUUGUUGUCAUGGAAACCGGUGAUCGACCAGGCGAUGACUCUGUGUUGAUACAGUGACUUAUCCUCUGGCAUCUCUCAAUCUAAAUCCAGAGAUCCUCUUUUCCUCUAUUCAGGAUUCAGUAAUCCAGAUCCCUGUCCUGGUUUCUCUAGAAAAUAACUGGAUUGAGGAAAAGACAAUAUAUGUUUAAUGCCUUUUUAAAAGUACAGCCAAAGUGGAUGCAGCUCAAUCAGAUGUAAAUGAUUAAGUGUAAACAUCGAAAAGAGUCUUCAUGAAUAAACAAAUAAAUAAAAAUACAAAAAUAAACUUAAAAAUAAACACAAAGAAGAGGAUAGAUAAAUGAGAUAAACCUGAUCUAAAGACAGACUUUUAAAGAGGAUCAGAUCUGAACUUCACUAUGAAAAAUACAUUUAAAAUGUUUUUUUGUUUGUUUCUUAAAAGUUUGUUUUAAUUAUUUUAAACUUUAAGAAAAAAAGUUAAAUACAAUAUUUAUCAGCCCCGAGGACAAAUCCAGCUUCUGGUGUUUCUGCAUCUCAAAUAUGAGCUCUUUGGGGUAGAGACUCAUCAGUCUUGGACCAACGAUCAUAGUUGGACUGAAUAUCCAGAAUCUUCACCCACACUAACAUCGAAGGAGAGAAAACGCUUUCUACAUUUUUUUAAUCCAACUUUGAACUAAAGGAGGAGAAUCUAGAAGGAUAAUUCUCUGACCUCUAAAAAGUGACUCAUGAUCAGGAGUGAUAGGACUGAGUACUCCAAAGGUCCGGUCUCAAAGGGUUCUUGGUUAAUUUCAAAGGUUCUGCAGGUUAAUUUAUUAUUUGUCUUUCAUAACCGGGUGUUAAAAUAUUGACUGAAAAUAGUUCAACUUUUUUUUCUGUUCCCUGCAGGAAAAGAACAUAACUUUGCACGAGUGGCCACUAACAACUUGGGAACUCCAUACGACUACCAAUCAGUCAUGCACUACAGCAAGUGAGUGUUUCUGAGUGUGUCAGUCUUAUUCCAACACAUCCUUCAGUUUGUCCUCAUGUUGGAAACAAAAACUACAAAUCCCAAAGACUAAACUGAGAAAACCAUCUACUUUGUGUUUUUUUGCACGAAUCAGAACCCUCCUCCGUAGAAGUAAAGAUGUCCCUUUUGUCCUGAUUGUUCACUAAGUGUUGUUUGUGUCGUCUCUCAGGUACGCCUUCUCAAGAAAUGGUCAGCCAACCAUAGUGGCGAGGGGAAACCCCAACAUAGUGUUAGGAAGGGCGAGCGCCAUGAGCAGAAACGACAUCCUUCGUGUCAACAGACUUUAUUGCUGUGAGUCAAACUGACAUGAACCCAAAACACUGAAAAUAUGACCUCUGAUUCAGGACGGAGGAAAAUAAAUCUGUUUGUUCAUUUUCUUAAUCUCUCUUUUUUUACAGGACCAGCAAAUCAGUGAAUGAGCAGAAAAAUGAAACUUCAGAUCUGCAGAAGAUUUCUACAAAGUAACACGGUCUUAAAUAUCAAACAUUGAAAUUCACCUUUUUAUAACCAGUUUCCACCUUUACUCGCUGCCUUGCUCCUGUUUGCAUGCUGUCUUAUUAAGGAUCUGCUCAUAUUGUGCAAAAAUAUCCGGUUUUAGUUCAGUGAUAUAAACAACUACUGUGCACGCAUUCAACAUCUGUGUAAAUUCAGACACUCUCUGUCAUGUUUUUAAAGGUAGAACUUUUUAUUCUUAAAUGAACUUUUGAUUUUGGAUGGUUGUUCAUAGUUUAGUGGGAAAAUAUAUUUGUGAUAGCAGAAUUUGGAAAUGCAAAGAUAAAAUGUAAUGCAAACUUUUAAAAGGAAAGCGUUAAAGUGAAUGAUGAAAUCCAGAAAAUAUAAAAUAUUAAAAAUGGCUAAUCUAUAAAGCACUUUUAAAAAGCUGUUAAAACAGAGUAUUAAAAAUGUAAAUGAGGAGGAAGUGAAAAACAGGUAAAAAUAAUGAGAUAAGUUAUAAAAGGUCAGUUUUAAAAUACAAGUACAAAAGUUAAAGUGUGGAGUAUGAUUUUAAAAAGCUCUUAUUUUAAGUGUAAAAAAACAAACAAAAAGUUUAAAAUUGUGAUUUUUUUCAUUUGGCAUUUUUGAUCGUUUUCUCUCAGUUUGCUCGUUUUCCUCUGCUUUAGUGGUUUUUAACUUUAAUCAUGAGUAUGGGGGUUUGGAGCUGCAGUGUCAUCUUAUGAACAAUAGGGGGAGCUGACAGCAAACUGCAGUAAAAAAAGAGAUUGUGGUUUUGUGAAGAUCUGUUGGAGAAUUUCAUGGAUUUUUCUCACAGAAGUGUCAGAUGUUGUUCGUCUCUUUAUGUUGAUCGGCUCGUCUUUGUCUUAAUAUUCUGUACUUUUGAUGAAAAACUCUGUUUUUCCUUUUUCACUCUGCGGAUCUGAAUGGUAUUUACAAACAGGAGGAAUCAGCUGUUGUUGUUUUCUGGCGGUGGUGGUGGUUGGGGAUUUCUUCCUGUUUUUUAUUUUUUUUUGUCUGUUGUACAUAAAUAACUAAAAAUAAAUAUAUAUGUUUAUGUUCCUCAAAGCCUGUCCUCGUCAUUUUUACAGUACAUUACUGUAUUUCUUGGCUGUUUUACAGUAGUUUCAUGUUGCUUGUAUCAUUAUCUCAAACUCUGCCACUUCUGAUCCACCUUGUUUUGACCCGUGCAUGUCUGUACAUGUGCAGAGCCACAAUCCUGGGCGUCACCCCCCAUGGAGUCACGCAGCCUUGUUUAGUCUGUACACCCCUCCUCCUGGAAUCUUACCUAUAGAUUUUGUAAUAUGCUUCCGUCUCUCUUUACAAACAGUUGAAUCAAAAGUUCAGAUUUUUUCAUUGGAAGUUCUCACUGUUUGAUGAUAUUAAUACUGAAAACACGAAUCUAGAGCAUCAACAGCUCGCCUGGAAAAAAUAUGUUUAAAUCUUUAAGAAAAACUGAGAAAUACCUUUAAAAUCUCAAAGUGUCACAAACAGUAAAUGACAUUUUUAUUUGACAUGAUAAACUCAAACUAGUACCAAAUUUCCACUGCAUCCGAAACAUCGCAGCUGAUCAUUUCCAUUCAAGUUAAUCUGUCAAUUUCCACAGGCUCCUUUCCGGCCCCUCGUGGUUCAGUGGGCUUCGUCUCCGAUCGCCAGGGUUCUAUUUAGCGUGCCAUAAAAAUACAGCACAGAUUAACCCGUGCUGGAAAGGAAGUCGGGCACAGACACAAAAUAAAACAUCCGGCUUCUUUUCAAAAUAAAACACUCCGUGUUUCAGGCGGAUCGUAUUUCACACCAUGCAGACGUGGUUACUUUUUAGAUAAAGAUAAAUAUUGCACCUCCCCAUGGUCGAUUCCCAAUUUCCAGUAAAGCGUCUGAUCUACUGGUCUGGACAGUUUGGAUUUCCUUCGCUGGAAGGACACAACCAAUUGCUUGUAUGGUCAUAUGGCUGUCUUUACAGAGACAACUCAUUAUCACGUGCGAUUGCAUACGAAUUCCUGGGCGCUUGUGAGUCCUUGCAAUUCCCGCUGUCCGGAAUUUGCCACUAAAUUCGCCUCACAAACGCAUCCAGUGGGACUUAGUUGACGGCAAAAAAUCACCGCCAUUCCGCAGCGGUGCGGUUCCACAUGCAGUAGAAAUUUGGGGUAAGAGUAAUAAGAAUCUGGAGCAUUUUAUCUACAUAUCGGCAGAAUUUCACAGAACACCUGAUGGUCACUGUGUCUCUUUAGCCUGCCUCAGUCAUUAGGAGUACAAGUGUGAUACACUGAAGAGUGACCAACUACUGAUGGGAACCUUUACUGGCAUUUUGAAGAUCAACAGUGGUCCGAGGUUCAAACCCUGAGGGACUCCACUUUUUUAAUGUUGUUCAGACACAAAAUCUACUAAGACUAAAACAGAUUAUAACGAGCAUGAAUCACAUCACACAAUACAGUCAAAUCACAGCUUUUUGCAGUUAAGAAUAUCCACUCACUAAAUGGUCUUUAUCUACCAAACUAAGACCUGUACAGUGACCUAGUUUAAGGUGAGAUACUUCCUCUGUGUACCUGAACUCUUAUGAAUCAUGAGCUCCAAAUGUCAGUUUUAAGUCCUCCGCUCUGACGUCUGCAGAGCUGCUGAGCCUCUUCAGUCUCAUUUUAUCCUCAUUUCAACACACUCAGAGACCUUGAGGUAAUAACAAUAACAACAUGAGUGAAGAAACAGUCCACAGCUGCAUAUUUCUGACACAGAAACUCACCUGAACGUCUGUCUGCUGGACUUAUGUAAGAGUUAGAAGAACGAGUUUCCUGCUAAGUGAGUUUGUUCAUCCGAGGUGAGCGUCUUCAGCGUUCGGACUUACACUGACUUAACUGAUGACAAAAUCUGAACAGUAGCUCUUUAGGAUUGUUGUUUUAGGAUUGUUACAGACAGAGAGUGAGAUCAUGAAUGGAGACUUAUGUAACCCAAAGUUACGUGGACUAGUUUAACAGAAGAAGACAAAACUCCAGGUUUAGAGUAAGGGGUACAGGGAUGGUUAAUGUGAGAGUUUAUUAAUGUAAGACAGUCCUUAAAGUGUGAUGUUAAUUUUAAUAUGGGUUAAAAUGGAUAAAAACAACAACAACAAUAAAACUAACUCAGUCAAAACAAACCGCAGCUCGAUCUCAUAGGUUUAAAAACACAAAACUUAAACUUUGGAGGAUUUUAGUCUUUGACUGUCAAACCUCUUUUUUGGUCAUCUGCUUCUUUCAAAUUUGUUUUUAAAGUUCUUUUAUUUUCUAAUUAAGUUUAACAUGAAUGCCUUUUCAUUUUAUGGCCCAUAUUUUUAACACUGGCUGUAUUUGAGACCAUCUACAGCAUUUUACUGUCAAAUGCAGUUUGCAGUAAAUACUGUGUACUGCCUUGGACAGUAGUUUGCAGUGUAACUGUCAGUCAGCUGUAAUUGUGUCGUAGAUGGUUUCUGGUACACAGACGUAAAUCAUACCCCGGUCAGUUAAGAACAACGCUACAUGACCGUUGUGUUGACCACUGUUUUGUAAAACUAAAUAUAAUGUAAAAUUGUUGUUAUAAAAUCCAAUCAUGUCAAAUAUAAUUAAGAAUUCACUGUAAGUUUAAUAAUUAUAGUUAAAAAUGUUCAAAUCCAUUAAAUGAAAAAAUGCACUCCUUUUUUUUAAUUUAAUGUAAGACAAAAAUUAAAAACCUUUAAAGAAACUCACAGAAAAAAAAAUGUACAAAGAACUUUUUUUUUUAAUUUUUUUUAAUUUUUUAGAGGAACAGUAUUUGAACAUCUGUAAUGCAUUUGUUUAUUCGCCCAAUUUUGCAAUAUCAUAAUGUCCCUAUUAUCUAUUUAUUUGUUUUUGUUUUUGUUUUUUUUUCCUUUUUCUUUGUAAUGUUUGUUUGUUGUUGUUUUUGUCCUUUGCUCUCACAUCAAGUGUUUCUGAAUAGCUUUAAAAAAAAACCUCUCUUCACUGUAAAUCAUGACUGUUUGUGUUUCUGGAGAACAGCUCGGUCAUCGUUUGUCUGCUGAGACAUUUGAACAGAUCUCAUAUAUUUUCUGAGGACCAAGUUUCACUCAGAGUAAAGAAAAAAACUGUUUUACCCUCGAUGUCUCGCAUAUGUGGAAUUCGCUCCAGGAACCAGGAACAGGACCAGAUUGUUCCCCUUUAUACUAUUUCAUGUUUACAGAGUCUGUAUUUAUUCUUUUAUUUUCCUGGAGAUGAUUUGAUCCCUCUGGCUCACUCCUACAGUUUCCCCUUUAAAUAAUGUUCACCUUUAAAAAUGCAGAUUAAAGAAAGGCGGGGCAGUUUCAGGUUUAAAGUCGACUCUGUAGAAAUACCUUGACCUUUUAGUCUGACGCUCCUGUUUUCUGUCGUGGGUCAUGACCAGUCUUCGCCUCUCUCUUCAGGCUGUUUCACAACCUCCUCACAGAAGCUUUAACCGACACUUUACUCAGAAAUGAGAGUUUCCUGGUGUCCACUUAAUCCCUUUUUGUCCCUGAGUGAACAAUGAGUCUUGUCACUUAAAAAUGACUCACUCACUCACCUUUUGUUCUUCUGUGUGCAGACAGACCCAGAGCUGACUGAUGACAGGUGUCUGCGAAGACAGAAAGAUUUUCACUUUGGGUAAAAAUAGCCUUGACCCCGAGAGGAGGAGAGGAGCAGGUUUGUGAAACCCUCUGAGUGAUCACACUGAACUUCAACUGCAUUCAUCAGAUUAAAAAUCCUACAUCCAUAAUCCCUUUUAAUCCCAUUUUAUACUUUCAGUUCAGGGUAUGACUAAAAGGAAAGAUAUCGCCUCUAAAAAGACUGAAGGGUAUUUAAACAGGUAUGUGUGUGAUGUGACGUCCCUGUCUCAAAGUGUUAGCAUCAUUACAAAAAGUGUAACUUUGGUGUCCUGAUGCUGUUUGACUCUCAGCUUCUCCUGCAAAGAUUUCCUCCCAAACAGUGGAAAAUUUUACUGUACUUUACUUUUUUUUUCUCCUUUUUUGUGAUUUUGUUUUAAAUCACUCCAGCCCGGUCCCGAUUUCCUACCGAGCUGGAUGCCUCACACUUCAUAUCUCACUUAAAGGGGUGUUUUCACGGGGCAGGGGUUAAACAAAGAAAAAAGGACCUAAAUGCAGAACUAAGGAUUUAUUUCAGCAAAAGUAAAAAAAGUAAAAGUCCAAAUAAAACUUACUCUCAAAAUGUCCAACUGACAGAUCCAAAGGAAAGAACACGAGGAGCAAAAUCUGAACAAACAAAAAGGCACUGGGGAGACUAAAUGGGGAUCCAAACAUACACCGGCACACACAGACCAACAAACCCACACAAUGAACGAACCAGGACGGAGACUGUAUACACUCUGGGAAAUGAGCAACAGGUGAGGCAGACAGACACAGGUGAAACUCAUUAAUGAAGGUGUAGGUUUGCACGAUAUAUCGUUUGAGCAUCGUCAUCGCGAUGUAUGUGUGCGCGAUAGUCACAUUGAAUUAACUGGUCUAAUUUCAACGGUAGCCGACUGAGAUACACUGCAUGUGACUCUGCAUGUGCUGUGCAGCGAUCCACCAAUCACAUUCGUUCUUUACUCAGUUGCCAAUCAGACUAUCCUGCCAGCCGUCAAUCAAAAUCAGAGAGGAGGAAACCACGCCCCUGCACAUGGCCGGCACAUGGAGUGAGUCGCUACCGUGUUGUUCCGAGAAACGCGUGUCCGCCGAGAAUUACGUUAGGAACAUUACUCAUCGCUGUUUAUCCCCAAAAUUAAGAACUGUAUGGGUUUGAAAUAGUACAUUUCCGUGGACCGCUUUUCUAUAAGCGGUGCGCGUUUUGCCAGGUGCAUGCAAUCCUCGAUGGGCAUGUGUUUCUCAGCACAACAUCGAUAACAACAACAACGAUAACAAAAUGAGAAAGAAUGGAGAAAACCACCGAAGAUGGAUACUUGUUGGUAGAAAGAAAAGCAACGUCACUUACCUUUGAAGAUCAAUGCUUGUUGACAAAAAGAACAGCAACGUCACUUAUCUGGAAUAAUUUCGGUUACGAGAAGGAUGACGUCACCAAACACCUGUUCUGUGUCGGCAGUGCCUUACUUCUGUUUCCACAAUAAAAGCUAAAAAGAUCUCUAAGACAGACAGAAGCCAUUCUACUAACAUUCACAAAAAAGAGGGAAGAUCAGAGCAGGUUAACUGUCCUCAAGAUUUCAGCAGAAACUCAGAUUCAGGUCAUCUGGAGAAAAUUCCUCUAUUUUUUAAUAUCGCAAUAUAUAUAUAUGUCACAUUUUUAACUACGUCUGAAAUUGCAAACCAAAUCCUGCUCUCUAACUGAUAAAAACACAUAAACUAGCAAUGAUUGAGUCCAAAGAUGUUGUAAAUACAUAUACUUUAGUGAAACAGUACACAAACAUUUAUGACAGUUGUAAAGUAUUCAAUGAAACUUUAGCGCAACUUUAAAGAUUUUUGAAUUUUGGCAAAUUGUGAAAAAAGUUGUGGAAGAAUUGUUUUCUAAAAAACUGUCAUAAAAAACUUUAAGAGAAUAAAGUUCCAAAAUUAUGUUAUCAUGAUAUGAGAAGAAAAUAAUUUCGUCAAGCCUCAUUUUGCUGUUUUGAAGGAGGAAACAACACGUCUCAGUUUUCUACUCAGUCUUUUCAGAGUCCUGAUACUUCCUUUACUCUUAAAUUUCACCCACUUUGUGACGUCUGUACCCACCAAAUCCAGUUAUCACAGACACAUCCCACAACAAAUGUCUCUGCCUCCAACAAAAGCAUCAACAAACAUUCUGAAAUAUAUAUUAUGGUUAAUCUAAGAUUACUGUAUUUCUUUGUUUUUCUUAUUCAAUCCCACUAUUACAGACUUGUUUCACAUUAAUACUUUAAAGGUAAUUGGCUGUAUACUGUCAUCUAUCUGUCUCUUUUUUUAAUUACAGAUUGUCUCUACUGUCUCUAUUUUUAUUUGUUAUAUAACAUUAAUUUAGGAGCUGUAAACUAAGAUUAUAUUCAGACAACAGUCCUAUAGGGUAUGGGAAUAAGGUAAUAAAUUCAUCUUCACCUCUGUCAUCAUUCUGUGAUGCAGUUUUUCUGAACAAUGGGUGAUAUUUCUGCCUUUAGGUGGAAUAACCCCUUAAAAAUGCAUGUCACUGUGAAGUCACCUUCCUGGAAAAUAUCCCUCAGCGCAAAAAUUUCUGUUAAGCAACUGGACAUAAGCAAGGUGUUUGAGUGAUGACAGGGAUGUUGGUGAAGGUUCAGACACACCCUGAGAGCCGCCGUCUAUAAAGAGCGAGGAGCUGAACACCUGCAGCAUCCAGCAUCAGGAACUCGACCAGAGAAGACCUUCAACAUGACUCCAGUCUUCUUCAUCCUCCUCUUCUUCGUCUCUCUGAGCGCCGUCCCAUCAGUAAGUCUGACUCUGCUCCUGUGCAUUACGGUCUUAUUUUUAGUUGCACUGGUUUAAGUUGCACACUAAACUUUGUUGUGCUGGUUAAAAUAUUUCCUUUAACAUGCUACAGCAGCUCAAAACUGUCUUUAAGUCGGUCAUAAUGCAUUUAGAUGUUUAUUUUAAUGAGUUUAAUAAGCCUUUAAGAAGCAGAACCGCCACAAUCUCAGCGAUUCUGUAACUAGAAUUAAUUAAAAAAGAAACUGUGUCACUGAUAAAGAUGGGAAACAAGAAAAAAAAACAUGUUUUUUAAUGUGUAUUUUUGUACCUUUGUAUUGCAGUGGGCAGCUGAUGAUAAUGAACUUCUGAAUGGUGAGUUUUUAUGAUUAUUUUUAACCUUAAUUUAGCCCUCCAAAAUCAUUGAAGUUUUCCUCAUUUACUAUGAUGUCAAGAUACAGAUUUGACAUUAAACAGGCGUGGAAGGGAUGAACUGUAAAUGUGGAAUUUCCCCUUCUGGGACUAAUAAAGGAGUAUAUUAUCUUAAGUUGAAAAAAAAAGUAAUAAUUUAACACAGUUUGAAACAACAGGAUAAUGGUCUGUCAUUAACAUCUCCAAAUGUCAAUUUUGAGACUUAGAAUAACUUAAAUAAUAACUACACAUUUUUGGAGCGUCAUAGCUAAAAGCACAUUUUCCAAAUUCAGAGAAAACGUGUGUAACUUGAAGCAUUAGAAAGUCAGUGGAGUGAGUUUAGUCAUGUCCAGAGUUUAAGUUCAGCAGAGAUGUCAUGUUUGCAGGUGAGCGUCCAAUCAGGGACUGAUGUAUUAAAAGUGUUGAUUCUGUGUCUGUGAUGAGUGUUACAGGGAUCUCCUAUUACACUCAUGGUGUGACACCCUUUAAGUCCAAAAUCAGAAUUAAAGCAUCUUUUCUGUCCAAAUAUAUUACAUUUCUGACUUUUUUCCUUUUUUUUCUUGUUUAUUGUAGAGGUUUCCUCAGAUGUCUCCCAGACCAUCGAAAAAGCAAACGCAGGCACAAGUAAGAUAAAAACUGAGCAAAGCAGGGCCUGGUGAAUCACACCAAAGAUUUAUGGAUGUUGUUAUGUUGUUACUAUAGAUUCAUAAAAGUGUGUUGGGUAUCGGUUUCUCUGUAGAGACCAAACUGAUCCAUGGCGACAUCUUACCAAGUCUGGGCAGGAAUGCAGACCGCUGCACAGACGGCGCCUGCCUGUGGCCUAAAAGUGGAAAAUACGUCUACGUACCUGUCGAUAUCUCACGCCAAUACAGUAAGUCUGAGCGACCUUUGACCCUUAAUAAUACAUCAAGAAGCGGAGACAUAGGUUUGUUAAUUGAUUGACAGCUAAUAAAAGUUGUAAUAGCAUGAAUAAUGGGAUAAAUUAAACUUUAAAGACAGUUUGAAGCAAAUUUAUGUUAGAAACAUAAAUAGAAAUUCAGGAUGAAGUUUAAUUUUCUGAAUAAUGAUCCAAAAAAAAAUCUGUAAAUUGUAAAAUAUGUGGAUGCAAGUGUAAAAAAUUUGAUUAUAAAGAAUCCAUAAAGUUGAGAUUUAGAUUAAGAUUGAUAUCAGUUGAUUGAUUGAUUGAUUUGCGGAAAGAAGAGUUACCUUCAGAGUGAAAACGUCUCCUCUGUCUCCUUCCUGUGUGUCUGCGGCAGACAACGAAGAGAAGAACAUCAUCAUCAACAGCCUGGUGAGCUUCCACAGAAGCACCUGCAUCCGCUUCGUCUGGAGACGCCGCCAACAUCGUAACUACAUCUACUUCUAUUCUGAUAACGGGUACGAGCACACACACCAACACACAAACACACCAACACACCAACACACCAACGAACCAACUCACCAACUCACCAACUCACCAACUCACCAACACACCAACACACCAACUCACCAACACACAAACACACCAACACACCAACACACCAACACACCAACGAACCAACUCACCAACUCACCAACACACCAACACACAAACACACCAACACACCAACGAACCAACACACCAACGAACCAACACACCAACACACCAACAAACCAACACACCAACUCAUCAACGAACCAACUCACCAACUCACCAACUCACCAACUCACCAACACACCAACUCACCAACACACCAACUCACCAACACACCAACACACCAACUCACCAACACACCAACACACCAACUCACCAACACACCAACAUACCAACACACCAACACACCAACUCACCAACUCACCAACACACCAACACACCAACUCACCAACACACCAACACACCAACACACCAACUCACCAACACACCAACUCACCAACUCACCAACACACCAACUCACCAACACACCAACACACCAACUCACCAACACACCAACACACCAACUCACCAACACACCAACACACCAACACACCAACUCACCAACACACCAACACACCAACUCACCAACACACCAACUGACCAACUCACCAACACACCAACUCACCAACUCACCAACACACCAACAAACCAACACACCAACACACCAACUCACCAACUCACCAACACACCAACGAACCAACGAACCAACUCACCUUCUUCUUCUGUAUUUUGUGGUUCAAUGAUGAAAUAUCCACCUGAAGAAGUGCAGCAGCGUUUUUUGAAGCAUGGUGUCACUGUGUGUGUUUCAGGUGUUUCUCCUACGUGGGCCGUCAGAACCGUGGACAGCCGAUCUCCCUCAGUCAAAGGGGAUGUUUGUACUUGGACACAGUUCAGCACGAGGUCCUCCACGCUCUGGGUUUCCACCACGAGCAAGUCCGCUCAGACAGAGAUGAGCACGUCACUAUCCUCACCCAGAACAUCCAGCCAGGUGGGGUCAUCAGCGGUGGUUUCUCAUUGGCUGGAUCGUUGGCGUAAAUCAGCCGAAGCCUCAGAGUAAGUCUGUGAUGAAGGAUAAUCCAGUUGAAGAUGUUUUUCUGCUUUCUCUUCUUGCAGGUACAGAAUCAAACUUCAGGAAGGAGCAGACGAAGAACCUGGGAACUCCGUACGACUUCAACUCUGUCAUGCAUUACAGCAAGUAAGUGUUUGUGUUCAUGUCCAUCGACUGACAUCCCAAAGUCAAAGUCAGAGUUAACACUGGGACUAAAACUGUUGUUUGUUUCUUCCCCCAGUUACGCUUUCUCCAAAAACGGUCGGCCAACCAUCGUGGCAAAAAAGAACCCCAACCUUGAGUUUGGACGCGCCCCAAGGAUGAGCCAAAACGAUAUCGACCGAGUCAACAAGCUUUACCGAUGCUUCGAGUAAAUAUUCACAAACUCUCUGUCACUAAGUUUCUCGUAUUUUAACGCUUGUUAUUCGACUUAAAUCUCUCUCUAGGAUCUUUAUCUGAUUUUAAACUUUAACUUUAUGGAUUCUUUGUAAUUUAACUGAGUGGUUUUUACCUACAAAAUCAAACAGCUUUUAAUUCAAUAGUAUUGUAGAACUUAAACCUGUUAAAACAUGAAGUCAUAAACUCCAGGUUUUUCUUUGUCAGGAGCCCACUGAAGUUUAAUUCUUCCUUAUUUAUCUCUUCUUUCCUUUAGUACAUGUAUAUUUUUAACACCAUGUCUUUGUAUCCAUUACUGCCAUGAUGUGGAACUAUUAUUUAAAAAUGAAAAUAAAAAAAAAUCAAUUAAUCAACAAAAGUGUGAUUGUACUUCUUUACCAAAAGGUGACAGUAUAACUCUACCAAUGUAACUGGGAUGUUCAGCACAUGUUACCUCUCACACUGGCAUGGCCUCCAUGAAGCUACUGGGAGGAGUUUAAACUGGUGGGUUCCUCUUUGGGACCCUCAAAGCUAAUAUGAGCACCAGAAACAAGAACUGUUCAUUUCUAUGGGGUACUUCUCAGACUGAGACUCUGAAAGGGGGCAGGUGUCAGAUGAGACUUUAAGGUGUUGUAGUCCGGAUCUGAGGAAGUUCCAGUUUUUAGGAGAAAUCUUGAAUGUAAACUCGACCCCUCCGAACCAGUUUUCCCCUCAGCUCCUCCCCUCCCUCUCUUAAGCCCCGCCCACAAACAGACGCUCCUGCUCGCUCGUAUCGUUCCAAUUAAAUUCAGAUAUAAUGCAGAUAAAUACUUCAGAUCAUUACAAAUGGGGCCCAGUCAAGGUGAAAGUCAAAAGCAUUGGUGCUACUGUAGAUGCCAACAGACUACCAGCAAACACAAUGUUUGCAGGACUUCUACAACGAGGAUAAAGUGACAUAGUCCAGGACCCGAGGGAGGACAGUUUAGCGAUGGCGCUACAACACGCUACAGCAGGUCCGUUUGACAAGAAACACUUCUGUUACAGACACUUGUCUUACUUUGUUAAAGCGGUUUACCUGUCCAGCAGAAAGGUUACAGGGUCACCAAGAUCCCCAAGCGUCCCCCAUGGUUUAUGUUGACCCGGCUUUUUAGCUCUUGUCCGGUCUACCUCCGUUUUAAGCGCCCGUUAUUCCUCCAGAGUCUCCGGUAUUUACUUUGUUUUCUUGCUUGUGUCGGCAGUCGUGGCCAAAGGAGGAUUCAGACAAUUUUCCGAACUUUCUGGUUGGUUUCUACUGUCCGAUAUUGUAGCACGCUAACUUUGUUUGGGCUCCUGAACGACACGGGGGAGCAGCGUCUGCCUCACAACCAAUCAGGUUAGAGGAGGUGGAGAACGGCUUUGUUUACAGUCAGAAAGAGCGGACCGCUCAAAAAUGUUCAAAUGUUGACGACACAGACAUAAGAGAACACAGAGAUAUCGAUAUAUUACCAAAUGUCAUCAAUAACUAAUUGAUUUUUUGUAAAUACACCAGAAAAUAAAAAGAUGCUUCUUGAAUGAAAUCCUGUCCACUCCACCUUUAAGGAGCUGUGGUCAAACUACAGAGCUCAGUGAGACGAGGGACUCGGGAUGGAGAGUGACUCUGGAUGAAGCCUUACAUGAGCCGCUGGUCUCGUCUGACUCAGUCCUGUUCUCGCUGAGUUCAACUCAUGAUUGGUUUGUGGGCUCUCUAAACUCCUGGACAUGGACUCACUUUUGGAAAAACUCUAAAUGGAGCAAAUACUCAGCAUGUGGGUCAGACUUUCUCCAGAUUUGUCAGAUGCAGAGUAGAAGUUGAUCUGGUCCAGCAGGGGUUAAUAGCUCGGCUUUGGUGCCGGUACUCCAGUUAGUUUCCUAACAAAGGGGCAGAGCCGACCAACAACCCCUACACUUCAGAGGACCGUAUACAACCACACAGAGCUGUACCUUUAACCUCACUCUUUCACUGUAAGUGGACCACUCAGAGUUGACCUGUGUGCUCAGGCAAAAAUUUAACAGACUUGUGGGAGAUGAAGGUUUUGAUCUCACCCAGAUUCAAGAACCAAGUGUUGGAUCUCCUACAGUGUUCAGCACUUUAUAAAUCAAAUGUUAAAAACAUGUGGUGGUUGAACAAAAACAGUCGAGCUGAUUGGCUGAAUCCAGCUCUUGAGUAAAUGCAUUUCAGUCACAUGUUCCUCCUGCUCCAACAGCAGGUUUGAUUCCAGCAUCACACCUCCUCACACCUCCACCUGCAGGUUAAACAGGACUGUGACGAACCGGCGUCACACUUUCACACCACCGAGUCAGCUCUGUCUAUUUCAGGCAGUUUUCAUUAGAGACAGAGGUUUCUCUACCCGGAUACAAAACCAUUUAUCCAGCAUGAAAACGCUUUAGACUGAACUCUUAUAUUAUUUUUAUCUAUGUGCUAUUUCUAAUAAUUCUAAUUCUAAUAAUUUUGAGAACAUUAAAACACAUCGGCCAUUUGUCUUCAUAGACGAUAAACAGAAAAACAGGACAGGAAACAAACCAAGGUGCUUUAUUUUGAUAUCUAAUUUAGACUCUGAAACACUUAUCCUGUUUCUGGUUUUGGAACGAAAAAGAAAAUCAUUAUUCUUUUGUUUCUGGUUCACAAAUGAAUCGAAUUAUCUGAUGAGAAAACAAGCAGAUUUAACUUGUGGGAAUUUUCAGAAUAAAAGUGCAGAUGAUAAGAAAAUUAUGCUUCAUAUCAGGAAAAAAUAAUAAUCAGGAAAAUCCACAUCAGCUGCGUUUAAGACCGUUUUUGUUAUCUUAAGUUUACUCGACAUCACUUCACGGUAAAAAGGGAAAACAAUGAUCCUGUUUCUGGUUUUCAAACAGAAAGAAACUCUGAUUGUUUUAUUUCAUUUCCAAAAUCCUAAAGAGAAAUAUCACAGAUGUAACAGGACCGAGGACCCAAAUCAGAAUUUGAAUGGUCCGACUUCCCGGCUGUAAAAGACGGUCCAAACAGACAGAUGAGUGCAGAGAGUCUGAGCAGACAGGAGGUCCAAACCCAGCAGAGAGCAGAAAUGAGGGGAAAGAACAGAUGGCUGAACAUAAGCACACAGUGAGAGGAAGGACGAGAGCCGCAGAGGUUACACGCUCAAGACUGAUGAUACGGGCCUGUCAGCAGGGGGUCUGCUGGACAGGUCUGGAGAGUUACUCAGAUUUAUACCUGAACUGAAUACUCAACUCUGAUUGGCUGAAGAGUGAAAGUGUCUAAAGCUGCUGUGAGGGAUAAACGAAGGUCACUUCAAGUCCAAACUCAAACGAGUCCAACAAGAGUCCAACCUCCUAAUGGUCGCUACCUUUGUGCAAAACCAUGAUAAGAACAGGAAACAGUUAAGAGUGGAACCUCCCACCGUUGACGGAUAGAUUGAAAUUGUUUAUGAGAUGAGAUCUGGACCAAAAGGACGGAGUAUAUGAAACCAAUCAGAUCUGAUUUUAUUGGACAUCACCUGUGCUUCAUGUAACCUCCAAUUUCCACUGAUCCUGAGACUUCUGCAGUAAAAAGGAGCUCAUGUUGGUUUUUCAGAAACUUCAAACUGUCUCGUAUUUUGCUAACCUUUAUGACAGAGUCUAUCUCGGUUAUCUGAGUUUUAGCAUAACAACUCUGGAGCAGUACCUCCAAUUUCCUUUGUGUCUGGGACGGCUACUAAAAGGUCGUAUCCUCCGAUCGUAGCUGAUCGUAACCAUUCAAGUUAACGUGUCAAUUUACACCGACUUCUUUCCGUUCCUCUGCGGAUCGCCGGACUCCUCAGCUGAUCACAAGAGUUCUAUUUUUUCUGGACGCCGGAGCAUGGCGGAUAAAUUCAGCACAGAUUAACCCGUGCUGGAAAGGAAGUCGGGCACAGACGAACAACCUUGGAGACGAACAAGUGAAAGGUUUUUAGACGUCAUUUCACCCCGAUGACACCAUGGAUGAGGAGAUGCUGAUUCUAGAAGUCUAGAAGUAGAUUUCCUCCUCUGGAAGGACACAGUCUACUGCUUAUAUGGUUAGCCUCUGUGGCUAAAGACAACUUGUUCUCGCACGAUUGCACGUGAAUCCACGGGUUCUUGUGAGUUCUCACGAUUCCUGCUGUCCGCAGCCCGCCACGAAAUUCACUUCACAAACGGAUCUGGUAGGAAUUGGCGUAAGACAAAAAUUGCUGCUGUUCCGGAUGCGGUGGAAAUCCAGGGUAAAACUUACCCUCUGUUUUUUAUUUUUAUUUAUUUAUAUAUUAUUAUCAUUUUUCUUUCCCUUCCUGCGUGUGUGAGGUAUUGAUUGCUCUGUUGUUUUUCUGCUUCCACCUGGAAUAGCUCGGGUCCGUGGGAGAACGUUACAGAAAGGCAGUAUAGACAACAUGACUGUGUCCUUGGCCCGUGUAAAACCAGGCUGGACCAGAACACAGACGGAGUGAACUGAGGCAGCAGACCUGCAGGGGAUGAACAAAGAGCCUCUGCUUUUGGACCAAAUCCUGGAAAGUGGGUUUCUCUCUUUCCCUGAAAUUUCUUGGAGAGCUGAAAAUCUUCCAACUUCAUCAUCCAGCUGGUCGCAGACAUCAACUGUACGGGCCGACCACAUAAACAGAUCCAUUUCUCUCUCUCGCUCCAUCUGAAGUGACUCAUCACUCGGCAGCGCUUGGACCCGUCUCCCCAGCUCGGCUCGCUCUCAUCGUUUUCCCGGGCAAAAACUAAAAUUAGGUGAGAUUUUAAGAGGCGGCAUGAAGCGUCUCUCCACAGAGAGCUUUAUUUUGAAAGGCAUCCCUCUCAUCUGAUGUGCUGCAGGCGGCCUCGCGCUCACAUAUGGGUACAAAUGUGUACAGACAAACAAACACAGGUAGUCCCUACGGUUCGACUGAUGUGUGUGUGUGUGUGAGAGAGAGAGAGAGAGAGAGAGGAAUCUGGUUUGUAGUGGAUCUUACAUGACUUCUCGGCUCACGUGAUCGAUGAUUUUCUGGGGAGUUUUUCUUCACGAGGAUCAUCAGUAACUUUGAGAUGAUUCAUCCCGGAUGACAUUUCCUUUCAGCCUCGCUGUAGAAGAAUCUGUUGGCAGCAAAGUUAAUGCUAACUGACUGAUGUACAGUUUAUAUAAUUCUGAUGUUAGCUCUGUGUCAGACGGUUUGAAUCAGUGAGUAGAAAAGAAAAACUCAUUUAAAGAUGAUAAUAACUCACCGUUUCUCAUCACAUCCUCCUGGAUCUCCUCUGGUGUUCCCCAGAGUUCCUCUCUGGGCCCCGUCUCUUCUUUAAUAACUAGGUGUGUAACGAUUCAUCUACGACAUCCAUGUAUCGAUUUAUAUUCCUAUGAUCCAACUCUAUCGAUCUGUGCUCGACAUAUAUCGAUCUAAUGUCAUUUUUAAAAUGUAAUUAAUCGUUUGUAUUGAUACUAAGAAAUAACUCAACAGGUUUAAUAACAAUAAAGACAUAAAUAAAGUGUUACUCGAUUCAGUCUACCUGUCUGUGACGUCAUCGCCACGCGCCAGCAGACAACAAAACAUAGCAUGGCGGGUGGCGGAGGUGAAGUCGGCGAGCGAGAAAUGAUCAAGCCGCCAUUGAGGUCCAGUGUUUGUCGUGUUUGUAUGAUUUCAAUGGUGAAAAACAGAAAUGUUGAAUUCACUAACCGCACUUUCAUUAAAAAUUUAUUGAAUAUUUAAACUAAGAACAGAAAAGGUUGAUCUCCUGUUAGACUUUAUUUAAAUAAAAUGUAAAUACAUUUGCUUUUAACUGUUGUUUACUUCUUUGUUUAUAAACAUAACUAACUGAUACCUGAUUACAAGAAACAACAGGAAUCUAAGAAUGUCACCUGCUCUGUCCAGUAUCCAUGUUUUUAUUUCACAGUCACACUGACUGAAUUUUUUAAUAAAAAGUUACUGAAUCGUUUCAGACUGUUUUGUUUUAAAUGAACCAAAACCGUCAUGAACGAAUCAUCGAAUUGAAUCGUUGUGAAAUGAAUCGAUUUCUAUCAUGAUUCGUUCAUGAUAAGAAUCGAAUCGUUACACCCUGAUUAAUUACGUUCUUCCUCUUGGUCAUAUCUUCUGUUACGCCGAUGACUCCCUGCUCUACCUUUUCAUCAAGUCCAGCUCCUUCCUCUGUCAAUCAAAGAAAUCAAAUCAUGUGUUACGACCAGCUCGUUAGGGGAGAAGGGAAGCAACAUAAAACCGACCAGAUGUUAAAUGAUCAAAUCAAGUUAUUUAUUAACAAAAGUAAAAUUGGCAAUAACAAAAAAAAAGAGAGGCAGCAAAGGCCUUAAGGCGGCCGUAACAUCCUGGUUCUUUCAAAACUUCCUAAAACUCAACGGUGAUAAAACCAAAGAUCUUCUUAUUGGCACUGAAUCCACUUUUACCAAACCCGACAGUUCUUCCCCUCGGGUUGAGAGCUCUCUCCACCUCACUGUCCCACCCGUCGCUCUGCUCCCCGACUCUGGAGCUCCCUCCCUCCACACAUCUGUUAUAUUAAUCAUGUUUUGUUGACUCAUUUAUUUGUCUUCUUCUAACCUCCUCGACUUUGAAAGGCACCUAUAAAUAAAGUGCAUCAUUUUAACUCACCGGUAUCUUGAAGACGGUGAUAUCAUGUAAUCAGGUCAGACUAAUAACCCUCUCUGUGUUCGCCUCGCUCUGUAGGACAGGUCUCAGUUCAUUCAUAUUCAGCAGCUCAGCUCCGUCUCUCUGGAGUCCUCCUCCCUGAACGGCCUCAUGGGAGCUGGACCUUCAGGCGCUGAUUUCCGCUGA